UAGCGUUGCUAUUGGUUCGUGUUAUUCCACACGGGUUUUCCUCCCUGGCUGUGGGAAGCACGAGCGGGAUACAUUUGUGUGUUGGGAACUGUACUCGAACCACGGCCGGAGAGCAUAUGGUUGGAUUUAGCAAAUGUCCAGGAAUCCACCACUUCUUUGUCUACUUCUCAUCUACCUGCUCCUCCAGAAGUGACUAUUGGUACCGUCGAUUCCUCCCAGGGGUCCCUUCCCCCGCAACACGGUCUGCUGACAAACCUCCGCUGUUCCCCUCCUCUCUGCUCCCCCUGUCCCCUCUCCCCUCUCGCCACGGUCCUAGCCCCCAUCCUAGGCAACAUGUCCAUCACCCUGAAGCAGGUCUUCAACAAGGACAAGACCUUCCGGCCCAAGCGUAAGUUUGAGCCGGGACGCAGGUUCGAGUUGCAUAAGAAGGCCCAGGCGUCGCUGAGCUCCGGGGUUGACCUACGGGCGGCGGUAGCUCUGCCCCACGGGGAGGAUCUCAACGACUGGGUGGCAGUACACGUGGUGGACUUCUUCAACCGAAUCAACCUCAUCUACGGGACGGUGUGUGAGUUCUGCACGGAGAAGAGUUGUCCGGUCAUGUCCGGAGGUCCUAGGUAUGAGUACCGAUGGCAGGACGAUCACAAGUACAAGAAACCAACGGCUCUACCAGCUCCCAAGUACAUGAACUUGCUGAUGGACUGGAUCGAGGUCCAGAUCAACAAUGAGGAUAUCUUCCCCACCAGCAUGGGUAUCCCCUUCCCCAAGAACUUCAUCCAGAUCUGUAAGAAGAUAAUCUGCCGUCUGUUCCGGGUGUUUGUCCACGUCUACAUCCACCAUUUUGACCGUAUGAUCCUGAUGGGAGCUGAGGCCCAUGUUAACACCUGCUAUAAGCACUUCUACUACUUCAGCACAGAGCUCAACCUCAUAGACCGCAAGGAGCUGGAGCCACUGAGAUGACUUCUGGGAUGUGUCACUGAGGAGUAGCAGAACCACUGGAGCAGCUGAGGGACUGUCUGGGACGCCCUGCUGGCUCCGCAGGAGGUUACCAUGGAGAUACGGAGGGGUACACAGUUGACUCUGAAGCUUGAUGACAUCAUCAGUGUGAUUCAACUAGCUCGAUGUCAUCACUGUCAUUCCGAUAGCAAGAGAAGAACCUGCUACCUGCAGAUAUACCUGGCUGGCUGACUGACUGACUGGCUGGCUGGCUGGCUGGCUGGAUAUAUGGAUGGAUGAAUGAACGAACGAAUGAAUGAAUAAUGAAUGGAUGAUUGAAUGAAUGG
Messenger RNA from Oncorhynchus tshawytscha (Chinook salmon), 1280 nucleotides. Its product is annotated as MOB kinase activator 3B. Gene Ontology annotation, cellular component: cytoplasm; nucleus. Gene Ontology annotation, molecular function: protein kinase activator activity. The record is from RefSeq and is a predicted model, not a curated record. NCBI's taxonomy places the organism in Eukaryota, Metazoa, Chordata, Actinopteri, Salmoniformes, Salmonidae. Gene Ontology annotation, biological process: signal transduction; positive regulation of protein phosphorylation.